Messenger RNA from Psilocybe cubensis, 2454 nucleotides. RefSeq lists its product as uncharacterized. The record is from RefSeq and is a predicted model, not a curated record. Bases 1 to 2454 code for a protein of 817 amino acids. Lineage: Eukaryota; Fungi; Basidiomycota; Agaricomycetes; Agaricales; Agrocybaceae. The transcript has 19 exons. Gene Ontology annotation, cellular component: fungal-type vacuole membrane; plasma membrane. Gene Ontology annotation, molecular function: transmembrane transporter activity. Gene Ontology annotation, biological process: transmembrane transport.
AUGGCAAAUAGCUCAUUCACUCACUCUGGCCAGACCGAAAAGAAUUCCGUGGAAAGCCAAUCGGGGUCCCAUGGGCACGAUAGCGAGCUGGGUCGUGCUAUCGUCGCUAGAUUCGGAGCUCUGGGACCUUUUAUAUCCAAGCUAUUUGAGCUAGGAAUCGAGGCACGUGGUGUAGAGCGUAUCCCAGAGGAUAUGCGGGAUGAAACUCACGUUUGGAAUAAUAUCUUCAUGUGGUGGUCUGUCAACAUGGUCUUGACUACUAUCUCAAUCGGCAUACUCGCUCAACAACUCUUUACUCUCACCCUAGCUCACGCUGCCGCCACUAUACUUUGCUUCGGAGCCAUAGGAACAGCGCUUACGUCUUUCAUUGCAACAUUAGGCCCGAAAACCGGUUUGCGGACCAUGAUUAUUACCCGAUUUAGUUCUGGAUACAUUGGAGGGAUUGUGUACUCGAUAUUAAACAUACUCACACAAUUGGGGUUCUCAGUGAUAUGUGUGAUCGUAGGUGGCCAAACGCUGGCUUCAAUAAAUCCCGGAACUCUCCCUCUUGUCGCCGGUAUUGUCAUCAUUGGCGUUCUGAGCGUUAUACCAUGCUUUAUAGGUUAUGACAUGAUUCAUGUUUGCGAACGCUACGCUUGGCUCCCACUUACCAUUGUCAUGCUUAUGCUUUGGGGACUUGGAGCACGAGCUGGAUUCAACAUAUCAUCGGAAACAGGCCACGAAGACAGCGGUCGCUCGUUAUCAUCCGACAUACUGAGCUUUGGCGGAAUCGUUUUUGCUGGUUUCACCGGGUGGGCCCCUGUUGCAGCUGACUAUAACUGCCGAAUUCCCGCAGAGACUUCAUCAAGAAAGAUCUUCGUAAUGACGUUCAUUGGCUUGUACCUGCCAAUCUGUUUUGUUGAGCUCCUCGGAGCAGCCUUGACUUCCAUUACCGAUCCUGCAUAUGCAGAUGCACUUGCCAGCGGUAGCACCGGUGGACUUGUGGCGCAGGUCCUAUCGCCUUGGAAAGGAGGAGGGAAAUUCAUUUUGGUGUUGCUGGCUUUAUCGGUUUUAAUGAACAAUAUUAUCAAUACCUAUUCAGCAGGUCUAUCCAUACAAGCUCUAGGACGACCUUUCGCCAUUGUACCACGGUUUUUUUGGACUCUUGUGGCGUUCGUCGCUUAUACCGUAGCAGGAGUGACCGGUCGAGAACACUUUUCUGCCAUUCUUUCAAACUUUUUAAGUAUUCUUGGAUAUUGGACAGCCUGGUUCAUUGUUAUCGUCAUGGAAGAGCAUUUCAUUUUCAGACGCAAAGGCGGGCGCUUAGGAGGAUACAACCUGGAUGAUUACGACACGCCUUCUCGUCUACCCAUUGGAGUGGCAGGUCUUCUAGCUGCGGGUUUUGGCGCCGCUGGUGCGGUAGUAGGUAUGUCGGAGGUGUGGUAUACGGGUCCCAUUGGGAAAAUGGCCGGAUCAGAGUUUGGGGCCGAUCUAGGCUUUGAGCUCGCGUUUGGGUUCUCUGCAAUUACAUAUCCCCCACUUCGUUGGCUUGAAAUCUAUUACACGGAUCCUGAUUUAGUUGCACGACAUAUCUUCAGAGGGUCGCCUUACCACUAUGUUCCAACGGAAGGCGUGGCAAUAACUUUCAUCGUGCUAUUUGGACUCUCUACCAUUAUCCACAUAUGUCAGGGCGUUUACUAUCGCAUGUGGUGGUUGCUGCCGACGGUCUGCCUUUGUGGUCUGCUGGAGGUUCUUGGAUGGUCAGCGAGGCUAUGGUCCAGCUUCAACCCACCCUUUUCUCCUCCCUUUGAAAUGCAAAUUACAUGCACUAUCCUGGGACCAACGCCGUUUCUAGCAGCAAAUUUUGUAGCAUUUGGGAUCAUAAUUCAGCGUUUAGGGACACAAUACAGCCGGCUGAGUCCAAAGUGGUAUACCAUUCUGUUUUGUACUUGCGAUGUCAUCUCCCUUGUCGUUCAAGCGGUAGGAGGAGGAAAGGCCGCCGUUGCGUCCGGAAAUGGCUUAGACCCUACCCCUGGAGGGCACAUAAUGCUUGGGGGUAUUGCGUUUCAGCUUUUGACGAUAUCGAUCUACGCAUUUCUUGCCAUCGAAUUCUAUCUUCGCUACACGCAAAACUGGCCCAUACUGCGUGAUGGUUCACAAGACGCUAAUUUUGUGAGAGAACCAAUAAGCGAGAAGCUUACCCUUAUGAGUGUCGCACUGUUGUUCAGCACCACAUUCCUCUUCAUUAGCAGAGCGGUAUAUCGUACAGUCGAAUUAAGUAACGGAUGGAAUGGCAGAAUAAUCAGCACACAGGUCCUAUUCAAUGUUCUGGACGGAGCCAUGAUAGUGUUGACAAUGUACAGCAUGAACUUUGCACAUCCAGGAUUACUGCUGGGCCGUGGAAGCUCGCUGGAAAAGGAGAUAGCUAAAGCCAAAGAGAAGUCCAAUGAAAGGAUGGAAAAGGGAAAGGCAUGA